Molecule: messenger RNA, 366 nt
Organism: Staurois parvus
Lineage: Eukaryota; Metazoa; Chordata; Amphibia; Anura; Ranidae
Source: the annotation of a GenBank genome assembly
AGUGUGUGGUGUAAUCUCACGUGUUGUGUACGGAGCGCACCCGGGCUGCGAUGGGGAAGAAGCCGGGAGAUAAAGCGGCUGGAUCGGCUGUCAGGGCCGGUGCGGGGCGUCCCCCGCGGGAAUAUGAAGAAAAAGACAAAUUCCACCCCGAAGGACCCGGACACCCAGGAAAUCCCGUUCAAGCUGCGAGAAAUCAUGAAGAGUCGGAUGGAAAUGGACAAACCGAAGAAAAGGAGGCGGCCAGUGCAGACACGAGGGCGGCACAGUGAGGGGUUGCAGACGGACAUUCCGGUGCCGAAGUUCAAGCGGGAGAGAAACGAAUCGGUCGGCGCCUUCCUGAGCCGCAUGAAUCGGGAGACCCAACAU